UCAGAUCAACCCAACAGCCACGGCUAUGAGAUUCACUUCGACCUCCAGAACAACCGAGGCCAGAUUACGAACAACCUGCACUGGGACAACCCAGAGGUCACGUGGCAACGCGUUUCGUGCCCCGGCGACCUGGCCAGCAAAUAUUCCCAGUGUGAAUGUCACUAA
This is a messenger RNA of Lymnaea stagnalis (great pond snail), 165 nucleotides long. The record is from the annotation of a GenBank genome assembly. Lineage: Eukaryota; Metazoa; Mollusca; Gastropoda; Lymnaeidae.